Humulus lupulus (European hop) is the source of this 6900-nucleotide messenger RNA. RefSeq lists its product as uncharacterized. Gene Ontology annotation, biological process: defense response; signal transduction. The transcript is spliced from 9 exons. The coding region runs from base 77 to 6718 and encodes 2213 amino acids. The record is from RefSeq and is a predicted model, not a curated record. Gene Ontology annotation, molecular function: protein binding; ADP binding. NCBI's taxonomy places the organism in Eukaryota, Viridiplantae, Streptophyta, Magnoliopsida, Rosales, Cannabaceae.
GCUACCUAUUAUUACUUCAACGCUCUCUAAGUUUCAUUUCAUCAAGCUUAAUUCAUAAACUAACCUCCAAUAAUAAAUGGAUUCCAACCAAACAUCAUCAUCAUCUUCUUCUUCUUCUUCUUCUUCUUCUUCUUCUUCUUCUUCUUCUUCAGCUCUUCCUAUGGGGAAAUUUGAUGUGUUCCUUAGCUUUAGAGGUCAGGACACUCGCAGAGGCUUUACUGGUCAUUUGUAUGCUGCUUUGACUCAAAAACAUAUUCGCACAUUUAUGGAUGAUGAAGAACUUGAGAAGGGGAAAACUAUUGCACCAGAACUUCUGAAAGCCAUUGAACAAUCAAUGAUUGCAGUUGUCAUUAUAUCAACCAACUAUGCCUCUUCAACAUGGUGUCUAGAUGAGCUAUUGAAGAUUUCUGAGUGCCAUAAUAAGAAAGUGAAUAAUGGACGGACUGUUAUUCCUGUUUUCUAUCAAGUGGAUCCAUCUGAGGUCAGAAAGCAAACAGGAGUUUUUGGAGAAGCCUUUGCCAAACAUGACCAAGUUUUCAAAGACCAUGUGGGGAAGGUGAACCUAUGGAGAGAAGCCUUAACUGAAGUGGCCAAUAUAUCUGGAUGGGAUUUGAGACUCAGGCAUGAGCAUGAAGUUAUUGGUGAGAUAGUUGAAACGAUUUUAAGUGUGUUAAAUCGCACAUCAUCAACUAUUAUUAACAAGAAUUUAAUUGGAAUGGAUUCUCGAAUUGACAAAAUGAUGUCAUACUUAGAUUUAGGAAGGUCAAAUGAUGUUCUUACCAUAGGAAUAUGGGGGAUGGGUGGUAUAGGAAAGACUACUCUUGCACAUGAAAUACAGCAAAAGAUCAAAAGCCAAUUUGAUACUAGCUACUUUGUUCGAAAUGUUAGAGAGGAAUUUGAAAAACAUAAUGGCCCACAACAAUUACAAAAAGGUUUAUACAAUUGCUUGUUGGGGUAUAAUAGUGAUGAAUUUAGUAGUGUGGGAAAUAAUUACAAUAGAUUGUGCCAUAAGAAGGUGCUCAUCAUUCUAGAUGAUGUUGAUCAAUUAAAACAGAUAGAGACUUUGGUGGGAAACUGUGAUGAGCAGCGUCAAUGGUUUGGUUCAGGGAGUAGAAUCAUUGUAACAACUAGAAAUGCACACUUGUUAAAGAGUUUUGGAGAGAAUAACAUCUAUCAAGUUGAUAAGUUAGAUAAAGAAGAAGCUCUUCAACUCUUUUCUAGGAAAGCGUUUCAUAUGAACCAUCCUCCAGAUGGUUACAAAGACAAGACCAAUGAGGUUAUGAAAUAUGCCAAUGGUCUUCCUUUGGCUCUUGAAGUUUUGGGUUCCUUCUUGUAUGGGAGAAAUAUUGAAGCAUGGUCAAGCACAUUGGUAAGGCUGAAAGAGCAUCCUAACGAAGACAUUGUUGGUCCACUUCAGGUAAGUUUUGAUGCAUUAGAGCAUACAGAGAAGACAAUGUCUUUGGACAUUGCGUGUUUCUUUAAAGGAGAGGAAAAAAGUCGUGUGAUAAAUAUACUUGGAACUUGUGACUAUUCUCCAAUCAUCGAUAUAGAGGUCUUGGCUGAAAAAUCUUUGGUAACUUUAAUAAAAGAUAAACUCUGGAUGCAUGAUUUAUUACAAGAGUUAGGUUGGGAUAUUGUUCGUCGAGAAUCUCCAAAACAGCUUGGAAAUCGUAGCAGGUUGUGGCUUCAACAAGAUAUUCUUAAUGUACUUGAAGAGAAUAAGGGAACACAAGCCGUUGAAGGCAUAUUCUUUUGCUUGCCUAAAAUAGGUCAAGAGUUUCACUUGAAAGCUGAUCCUUUCUCCAAGAUGUGUUAUAUGAGACUGUUAAAGAUAUGUAAUGUGAACUUUUCUGGAUGUGUUAUUGACUCUUUUUCUAAGGAGUUACGACUUUUGGAAUGGCAUGGAUAUCCUCUAAAAUCUUUGCCCACAAAUUUCCAUCCUCAUAAACUUGUUGAACUCAACUUGUCUAACAGUCGCAUAGAAAAGAUAUUAUGGAAGGAGAACAUGGUAUCAGAGAAGUUAAUGUUGAUCAAUCUUAGCAAUUGCCAGUACUUGACCAAGAUCCCAAACUUCAAUACGACCCCAAAUCUUGAAAAAUUGAUCCUUAUAGACUGUAAAAGACUAUCAGCAAUUCACCAAUCCAUUGGAGUUCUCAAGAAACUUGUUUUGUUGAAUCUGAAAGGUUGUCAAUCUCUUAAGAUACUUGUCAAGGAGAUGAGAUUGGAAUCUCUUGAAACUUUAAUUUUUUCAGGAUGUUCAAGGCUUAGCAAGUUUCCAGAGAUUGUGGGAAAUAUGAAAGAGUUGACUCAACUUUAUUUGGAUGGAACUGCUAUAGUUGAGCUGCCAGAGUCCAUCAAAUGCUUGGAUGGUCUUACUUUGUUGAAUCUGAAAGAUUGUAAAAACCUUCUGACUCUUCCAAACAUCAUUUAUAGUUUGACUGCUCUUACAACUCUUAACAUCUCAGGCUGCUCAUGUCUUGAUCACUUGCCAGAGAACCUUGGGAGUUUGGAACGUUUGGAAGAACUUGAUGCAAGUGAAACUGCCAUUAGAGAAUUACCUUCCUCCAUUUCACUCCUGAAGAGCCUCAAGCAUUUAUCUUUCCGCGGAUGCAGUGGCAUGCCUCAUGAGUCAUGGCUAUUGUUCUUAUGUAGUUGUUUGUUUGCUGCAGAAGGCUCUGAAUCCAUCGGCUUGAUAUUGCCUAAUUCCUUCUCGGGCUUAUUCUCUUUGAAGUCGUUAGAUUUAAGUAAAUGCAGCCUACAAGAAGGAGCUAUCCCUGAUGAUAUUUGGCAUUUAAGCUCGCUGGAGCAACUUGAUUUGAGUGAGAACAAUUUUAGGAGCCUACCUGAUAGCAUUGGUCAACUUUCUGCACUGAGAGAACUUACCUUAAAUUGUUGUAGCAAACUUGAGUCACUGCCAAAACUUCCCUUAAGUGUCAAAUAUGUGCUUGCCCGUUAUUGUGCAGCACUAGAAACUUCAAAUGAACAUACUAUAUGGACUUCUUCUAAGGGGCUUUGUUUGAUAGAUUGCCAAAAAUCAAAGGAGGAUAAAGGCUGGAAAGGGUACAAGAUUCCAGCAUCUAGCGAACAUGUUUUUCCCCUGCUUCAGGCAUCCUUUGAGGAUCAUAUUUAUCGAGGAAAUAAAUUUGGAUCGGUAUCACCUCAGAUUACAAUUCCUGAUUGGUUCAGCUACUCAAGUACUGGCUCUUCAGUUACAAUCCAACUACCUCCAAAUUUGGAAGCUAACAGUAUGUGGUUGGGACUUGCUCUAUGUAUUAUUUACGAUGUGCAAACACAAGAAAAUACAGAUUCAACAAUACCAGUUGUUUAUGAUGUUUACAUAUAUGAAGAUCGCAUGGAGAUGCCCCUUGAUAAUUUCAACGACAAAGAAGAAUUCAUCUCUAGUGCAGGGUCAUUUGGAGUUUGCAAGUAUAUCCCAAGAGAAGUUUUUAAUGGGCACUUAGAUAAGGCAAGUAGAAUUGAAGUUUCGAUAUCCUUGAAUAGUCUUUGUGCAUGUGUGAAAAUGUGUGGGGCACAUAUAAUUUAUAAGGAAGAUGUAGCAAAGUUUGUGAGAGAAUUGCUUCCUGAUAAUGACUUCCAAGAUUAUGUCAGUCAUUAUCAAGACAUAGUAGAUCAAGUAACAAAAACCAUCCCUGUUGGUGAGGUAGAAUCUAUUAUAACGGAACGAAGAAUAAUUGACAUGAUGGAAUCUGCUGAACAAGAACUUAAAGGCACUUCUAGUGAGCCAUCGGAUGAGGCAGAACAAGAAUUCACUUCACCAAAUAGGUUCUUGCUUCACGUAACUUCAAUUGCAAAACAAGGGUGCAAAAGCUUCUCAACCAUGCAGCUGAGGAGUAAGCUGCAAUCAUUGCUUUCGAGACUUUUUCAGGAAAGCUAUGCAAGUCACUUUAAUUUUGGUUGCAUUUUUCCUCUCAAAGCUAUUUUGCCUUGGUUCACCUAUCAAUGUGUGGGACGUCAAGCAUUUUGUUGUCUUACUCCAAACAUUUUGGAGGAUAAGAAAUGGCUAGGAUUUGCUCUCUAUGCUGUGUUUCGUAGUCGCCCGCCUUUCUCGCUUAACAAUUUGGACUCAAAAUCUUCGGCUUCCCUUGUUGCUCAUCUGCAUAUCAAACCAAGUGGCAUGCUACACUCAACACGAUUUUCACUCAAAAGAGACUGUUUUGUAGGCUCAGAUCAUCGACUUGUUGUAUUUUAUGUACCGGGUGUGCAUUUUCCACAAGAGCUGAAUCAGUGUGGACAAAUUAAUGCAUUGUUUGCAACUACCAUCUCAGAUCAUUUGGAGAUUGAAAUAUGUGGGAUUCGUAAAGUAUACGAGAAUGAUAUGAAAGAGUUUAUUCAAACAAUAAUUGAGUGCACAGUAGAGAGUCCAGCUGUACACCACGAGCAUUAUUGUAAAACUUUUGAAGACAUGGAGAAGAAGAUUUUUUAUGAAGUUGAUAUUCCUAGUGAAGAAAAGGCAUUUGAUUUGGGUUAUUUUUAUUCCUCUUUACCAAGGGAACAUAAAGUUUUGCAUCGACAAGUACAAGAUGUGGAUUAUAUUUCAACUAUCGCUAGGAGUCAAUCACAGUUGCCAACUGAGAACGAAAAAGACAUUACUCAGCAUUUUAUUCAAAAAUAUUAUCAGAGAUUUGAUCAAAUGUUGAAGUAUAAUUCUUGCUUUCCUCCAAGCGAAAUUCCGAAGUUGUUCGACAGUCACAAAAAUGAUCAUUCAAUAGAAAUCCAUCUAACUAAAGAGAGCAAUUGGGUUGGACUUGCAUUAUGGGCACAUUUCUCAGUUGAAGAGCCCUUUACUAGCAACGUUGAUGAGAAUCAAGAGUCAGAAAAUUCCCACUUCCUUAAUUGUUUUUUGGAAACAAAUGAAGGUAGUUUGGAACCUCUUCACUCAUAUCAAACCACAAAUGAAGAAAUAAAGUGGUUACCCCGUCUAGGAGGAUUCAUUUGGCUAUCAUACAUACCAUGUGGUUCAUUCUCUGAUCAGUUGAUCAGUUUCAUUGAAGCUUCAUUUGGAAGCGAAAGGCCUGGUUUGUUGGUGCAAAAGUGUGGAAUCCGUCUGAUAUAUGAUCAACAAGAAUUUGAGCAAAUGAUACUUCAUUGCAUGAAUGCCUUUUUUGAGGAUUGGGAUCUAAUGCAAGAAAGCCUUGUAGAGAACAACUCAAUUUUAGAUGUAACAUCUUCUUCAACAGACUCAGAGUCAGAGCCUACUUAUAUUGUCUUAGACAUAACAGCUGAGACAGUACUCUUUGAAAGCCAUUCAAUUGUGGAGUGGAUAAAAAACUUGGAGAAAUUUCUUAGCAAGUACUUCAAGGUUUCUUUGGUAGUCAUGCUCAGUCUUGCAGGGCAUAUAAUUUCAUUCCUACGGAGCUUUGAUCCUAACUUCAGAUUUAACUUUUGUUUCCCUCGAAAAAAAGUUCUGGAGUGGUUCAACCAUCAGACUGAUAUGCCCAAGAUGAUAUUCCAAAUACCGCAAAAUCUUUAUGAUGAUGAUAAAUGGAGGGGUUUUGUGAUAUGCGCUGCCUUUACUGUUCAUGAACACCCUGCUGCAAUUCUUGACAACCUUUAUUCUGAAAUCGAUGUCCAUCUUAUAUGUGAUUUCAUCUUAGACCAAAACAGAUGUCUAAUGCCUGCUCCCAUUCUCCGCAUCAAUAAAGAGAAAUUCAAGUGGUUAUAUCUUCGUGGCUUCAUUUGGUUAACUUAUAUCCCCCGUGAUGCAUUUACAGACUAUUUGAAUGAAGUAAGCUAUGUAGAGGCUAAAAUGCAUAGCUUUGAUUGCCCUGGCCUGGCAGUUGAGAGGUGUGGCAUGCGUCUUCUGUACCAAGAUGAUGUGCUAGAAUUUCAACAAACAAUAGUCAAGUGUGUGACCUCCUUCUUUGAUGAUUUAGAUCCCAUAUGCCUAUUUUUGAAAGACAAAAAUAAGGAAAAGUCCCCUGAUUUUGACAACUCUUACAUUGUUCCUCGAAACCAAAGAACGGAUAUUGAGCUACUAGUAAUAGAGUUUCAUAGGAAUUCCAUAUAUAACUCAUGUUUCACUUCAACUGAAAUUCUUGAGUGGUUCGGGAGUUAUAAUAUUGGUGGCCCUUCAGUCAAAAUUGAGCUGCCUACUACUCUAUUAUUCGAUGACAAUUGGAUAGGAUUGGCAUUAUGUGCAUAUUUUUCUGAUCUUGAUCCCCAACAUCCAAAUGCCAGCAUUGUCAAUUUGGAUAAUACAGGAGAAUGUUCUCACCAUCUUAUUUGUCACUUGCAAACUGAGAGAGGCAGCCUGGAACAUCCCCAUGUCCACCGAACAACCAAUGAAGAAUUCAGAUAUUUAGACCAUGAAGGCCGAUUCUUUUGGCUUUCCUACAUACCAAGAGGGUGGUUUUUGGGUCAGCUAAAUGAUUGCAGUGUCAUAGAGGCUUCAUUUGUGAGUGACAGUGGAAGAAGAUUGUGUGUGGAAAAGUGUGGCCUCCGCCUUUUGUUUCAGCAUGAUGAGGAUGAGUUCAGGAAAACAAUUGCUCACUGCAUGAAGUCAUCGUCACAAAGUGAGGAUCUUGUUUGUCUUGGCAAUGAAAGAAAAAACAAGCCAUAUUUCAAUGACAACAGUGGUUGUGAGGCAGGCAGCAGCAAAGGUGGCCGCAGCACUACUAAGGUGGAUCCUUACCAAGAAAGAUCAAAAGGACCUAAUCCUACAAGUGUUAAAGGUAAGGAGAAACUUGUUUUGGAAUAAUAUAACCUCUCAAGCCAAAUGUAGAUAACUUCAUCCUCAGCCUUCAAGGAUCUAAUUCUUGAUCAACUUCUCUGGUUAUCACAUAAGGUUUGCUACUUUGUAAUUCUUGAUCAACGUCUGGUUGUCAUUACAACUUACAUUGUACUUGUAUAUAAUAUUAUGUAGAAAUUAUUCACUGAUAA